Molecule: messenger RNA, 3478 nt
Organism: Zingiber officinale
Lineage: Eukaryota; Viridiplantae; Streptophyta; Magnoliopsida; Zingiberales; Zingiberaceae
Product: rab3 GTPase-activating protein catalytic subunit-like
Exons: 22
Coding region: 159-2978 (939 amino acids)
Biological process (GO): positive regulation of GTPase activity
Molecular function (GO): GTPase activator activity
Source: RefSeq, a predicted model, not a curated record
CUUUGACUAUAACGAUAGACUCAUUUUUAGGCGACUACGUUUGUGAACGAUAGCUUGGUUCGUCGUGCGUAAGGAUUCGCCCGUAAGUCUCCUCUUUUUUGCUUCCCCGUCGUGUUUUUUCUCAGCAUCUCGAAGUCGUCGUGCGUAAGGAUUCGCCCAUGGCGUCUUCGAGCAAUGCGAAGCAGAAAAGGAUAGUCGAAGACGACGAGGAGGAAGACGAAGAGCAAGAAGAAAUUAUGGAAGAGCUUGAGGGUUUUGACGAUUUUACACUUGCAUCUUCAUGGGAAAGGUUCAUAUCUGAAAUAGAAGCCAUUUGCCGUGCAUGGAUGGUUGAUGGCCAUAAGAAUUUGGUGCAAAAGGGUGCAGAACAAUUGGGUUCACGAACAAAUUUGUAUAAGGUCAAAUCUGAGAUAAAGUAUAGUACAAAAUUUUACCGCAUUGAGCAUUACUUUGGUGUCUCUAGUAAUGGCAAAGCUGCAGAUUGGGAUGACAAUUUGCAUGAUCUGCAGUUGUCUUUUGGCGUGUCUGAUUUUCUGGUUGUUGCACCUGUAAGUGCUAGUGGGGUAGUUCUUGAUGCACCUGAAUCUACGAAAUUAUUAAGUGCUGUUGCAAUUGCUUUGACAAAUUGUGGCAGUAAUUGGCCUGCAUUUGUUCCAGUGCAUGAUCCUUCUCGAAGAGCAUAUAUUGGAAUCCAAAAUUUGGGCCUUAUAUUCACCAGAAGGUUUGAUGCUGAUAGGAUUGCCAGUCAGGUCCCAGUAAGGCUCAUGCAUUUGGAGGGUCUUUAUGAGUUAUUUAUCUCAAAAUUUGCCUUAUAUCCUAUGGAUUUUUCGGCAAGCUUUUUCAAAGUUCAAUUUGCCAUGAAGCUCACAUAUAGAACUCCUCCAUAUGAAUCUGACGAUGAGAUUGCCAGUAUAGAUCCUGAAGAUAAUGAAUCAACCAAAGACACUGUUAUUCUGAAUCACACUAAAACACAAUGGGAUGAAGACUGCCCUUGGACAGAAUGGUAUUCUGCUGAGGAUCCAGUAGCAGCUUUUGAGCUGCUCGUGAUUUGGUCAAAUAAGAUGUUUGAGGGUUCUCUUGAGAUGGCAGAACUAGAAAAUGCAUCCUCAUUUGAUGCAGAAAAAUGGCUUCUAUAUCCUAUCAUUUCCCCAAAAAUGACAAAUGAUGUACCUGGGAAGUUUGUUGGAUUUGCUUCCCAAUUACAUCUUCUAGUAAGUGCACUAGAGAAAUCAUACGAGGCACAAUUUUUGGAAGACUUUGUUUCAGUUGAAAAUCCAGCAUCUGGUAGUUCAACGUCUUCAACUGUACCUCCCCCAACUGUCGUCGACCGUGUUCUGAAAGAAAUUUUUCAUGAUGGUGGAAGCUUGGCUCUAAAAUUUGAAAAUAAAAACUGUCGUGCAGUCAAAGGCGCACCUCUAGAAUCAUUGUUUGCUCAGUUUUGCCUACAUUCACUUUGGUUUGGUGGUUGUAACAUACAUGCUAUAGCAUCCCUCUGGAUUGAAUUUGUUCGUGAAGUUCACUGGUGCUGGGAUGAGUCACAACCCUUGCCAAAUAUGCCAAAGGAUUCCAGCAUUGACUUAUCUACUUGUCUUAUACAUCAGAAGUUGCAAAUGCUUGCAAUAUGCAUUGAGAAGAAAUCAAGCCACUUUGACAAGAGCACUGAAAAUGUGAACCAGAUUUAUGAUGAAAAGGUAAAUGCUGCAACUUAUCCAUCCAAGUCUGUGAAAGAUAAAAAUGACUGUCACCCAAGAACUUUUCUGCAUCAAGAUCCAGAAUUAUCUUCCUCGAGUUCUGAAAAACACACUAAUACAGAAGAAUAUCCUAAUUCACAAACAACAAAUCUACAACGGAAAGGAUCAGCUGGUGUUGUCGGUUCAAUGAUGCUGUUGUGCUCGUCUCAAAAGAUGCAUGCUCCAUACACACAGGAUGCACCAAUUAUGACAGAAGAUAUGCAUGAAGAAAGGCUUCGUGCUGUUGAAGCUUCUGGUGAUGCUUUUAGCUUCUCUGGACAAUUGGAAAGAGAUAUCCUCUCAUCUGAUAUGUCAGCAUUCAAGGCUGCAAACCCAGAUGCAGUGUUUGAAGAUUUUAUUCGGUGGCAUUCACCUGGUGAUUGGGAGGACAAUAAGAUGAAAGGAAGUGCAGGUGAACUAAAUGACUGGCCUCCUCGUGGAAAGCUUUCACAACGCAUGUCUGAACAUGGGAAUUUAUGGCGGCAGAUUUGGAAUGCUUCUCCACCUUUGCCUAUUUCUGAGCAGAAGCCUCUUCUUGAUCCAAUUCGAGAAGGAGAAAAGAUACUCCAUUACCUUGAAACUUUGAAACCAUAUCAGCUGCUUGAACAAAUGGUUUGCACAGCCUUCAGAGCAUCAGCUGACAUUCUGAACCAGACUUCAUGUGGUGAUUUUAAACCUAUGAAAACAAAACUUGAUCAGCUUUAUCUUACAAUAGCAUCAAGUUUGAAAUGUUUUCAAGCAAAUCAUCUUCUUGAGAAGGAUGAAUUGAUUGGUGACUUAAGACGGCUUUGUCUAGUAUUUGAGCACAUAGAGAAGUUGCUAAUCCUUGCAGCUUCAAUUCAUCGUAAGUUGAUAGACGCUCCACGACUUUCAGAAGCAGUGUUCAAUGACUAUUUUGCAUUUUACCUGCCCAAAAUGGGGAACAGUUUAGAGAGCAUAUGCUAUGAUCAGGAGUUCAAAAAUAAGCAACUAGUAAUGCCAUACGAAAGAAAUGCUGUUGCCAGUUUGUUUCCUCCUCCCACCGCCAAUCAAUCAUGGAGAAAAGUAUUGAGCAUGGGAAAUCUACUAAAUGGGCAUGAACCUAUUUUAAGAGAAAUAAUCUUCUCCAUUAAUGAUCGCAUACAAGACAGUCAUUAUGCUACUGGUAUUCCUACAUCCAGCAUGGAAGAAAUCCAGACACAUCGCAUGUACAUAUGUGGGACAUCCAAUGAUCUCUGGGUUGCAUUAUCCGUUACAUCGUGGGAUUAGUUGCCCUCAUCUGAAAAGGACACGCCUUCAAUACAUUUGCUGUUUUCAAGUUUGCAGGCCCUCAGGUCUCCAUGGUGCUAAAUUACUGAGCCUGGGACAUCUACUAACAGUAUGAUAUAUUCUCUCUACUGCUUUCCCCUUGGAUCACCAUUUACACUGGAGAGUUCCUUUUGUUUGUCACCUUGGAGAUUUUAAAAGAAUUGCAAGCGAGCGAUUACAUCAACUUUCAAAUUUGGGAAGUGUCUUUACUAACGUUCGCUUCUCUUGAGUACUAACACUGUUUCGCUCCAGGUGUGAUAAUACGCCUAAAGUCCUUUGUCCCAUGGUGUUGAUCCUGCCAUACAAGGUGACUCCCUAUGCUGAUAUUACUUUGAUAAUUAUUGAUUGAUUAUGAACACUCUUGGUGCUGCAACAUGAUCGUUGUGAUGAAUUUGUUCCUGUGUGACUAAUGAUACCAGCAUAUCUUUUUAUGAUAUUCUGAGACCUUCAACUGUGAUAAA